AUGCGAGAAGCAUUAGAAGCAUUCCAAGAUGAGAUGUUCUGGACGAUCAUCGUCGGCUUCUUCAUUGCUUCAAUUCUUGCAUUUGCGAUUGGUGCCAAUGAUACAGCAAAUUCUUUCGGGACGAGCGUUGGAAGCAAGGUGCUUACGCUGCAGCAAGCCUAUUUACUAGCCUCCAUUUUUGAAACCCUUGGAGCAACUCUGUUGGGAUAUCAGGUCACGGAUACAAUGCGAAAAGGCGUCAUCGAUUUGGCCGUUUAUAAUGGUAGCGAAAAUGAGCUUAUGCUUGGUCAAAUUUCCGUACUGUCAGGCUGUGGUGCGUGGCUACUUAUAGCGACAUUUUUGAAGCUACCAGUGUCAACGACUCAUAGUAUUGUCGGAGCAACUCUUGGUUAUUCUUUAUUAGCCCGUGGUACGCAGGGAAUACGCUGGUGGCCAGUCAUCCGCAUAUUCAUAUCAUGGUUCCUGUCACCACUGCUUUCGGGAUUCGUCUCAAUUCUUUUUUAUUCUUUCAUUGACCAUACUGUAUUGCGACGUCGACGUCCUCUGCAUUGUGGUCUAAUUCUUCUACCUAUUUUGUAUUUCAUCUGCGUAGCAGUCAACGUUUUUGCCGUUAUAUAUAAUGGUUCCGAAUUUUUGGGCUUCGACAAGAUACCGACAUGGGCUGUUCUGGCGAUAACAUUUAUUGCAGCAACGGUUGUUGCAUUGCUUGUGCAUUUCAUUAUGGCGCCGCGGCUGAAAAAACGCAUUUUAAAUGCGCGUUCCCUGCUGCAUUGUGAAGACGGAAAACACCUAACACUGGGACCUACUAGCAGCAGAGAACAACAAUUAGCUGAAAUGUCUGUUGAUUUGUUAAACAAUAAUGGUAACAAAGCUAAUGUAACUAUAAUAGAGGAGGAAACUGGGAUAUUAUCCAAUAAUCUGCAAAUAAGUAACACCGAUGGACAUCACAGUUUGGGUACGAAUAUGGUACGACCAACGAGAAGUAUCGAAACCUUCUUUCGCUCUUCCAAACCGGAAGAUCCACAAGCAUCUCAGCUGUUCAGUUUCCUUCAGGUGCUUACAGCUUGCUUCGCCGGUUUCGCUCACGGUGGCAACGAUGUAAGCAACGCAAUUGCCCCGCUCGUGUCACUGUAUGCCAUUUACAAGGAGAAUUCGGCGAUGCAAAGAUCUACAACACCUGUUUGGCUUCUGCUUUACGGUGCCGGUGGUAUGUGCGUUGGUCUUUGGGUAUUGGGACAUCGGGUUAUCUAUACGGUUGGUGAGAAUCUCACCAAAAUUACACCGCCAAGUGGUUUUGCAAUCGAAUUUGGUGCUGCUGUAACAGUAUUAGCUUCAAGCAAAUUUGGUCUUCCAAUAAGCUCCACACAGUGCAAGGUUGGCAGUGUGGUAGCAGUAGGUGUGGUACAGGCAAGAGGCUCUGUGAAAUGGUCUACUUUUCGGAACAUAUCGUUGUCCUGGCUUGUUACUUUGCCUGUUACGGGUGUUCUCAGUGCACUGGUAAUGCUCUUGGCGCGUUCGAUUGUUCUUUGA
Loa loa (African eye worm) is the source of this 1530-nucleotide messenger RNA. Its product is annotated as phosphate transporter. The coding region runs from base 1 to 1530 and encodes 509 amino acids. The transcript is spliced from 10 exons. Lineage: Eukaryota; Metazoa; Nematoda; Chromadorea; Rhabditida; Onchocercidae. Gene Ontology annotation, cellular component: membrane. Gene Ontology annotation, molecular function: phosphate transmembrane transporter activity. Gene Ontology annotation, biological process: phosphate ion transmembrane transport. The record is from RefSeq and is a predicted model, not a curated record.